Messenger RNA from Iphiclides podalirius (scarce swallowtail), 201 nucleotides. The record is from the annotation of a GenBank genome assembly. NCBI's taxonomy places the organism in Eukaryota, Metazoa, Arthropoda, Insecta, Lepidoptera, Papilionidae.
AUGACGGAACACUGGUCGUGGUUGACGGGCGCGGGGGCCAGCGAGUACACGUACAGCCCACCGACGAGGCCGAGCAGACCACCGCACCGGCCGCUGGUCAAGGUGGCCACCAGCGCUCACCUGCACACCAUCGCCAGGUGUUUUAAUAUGCUUCACGGAGAUUCGGUGAUCGACGAUAUUAUUCCGAAAGAGAUUAAAAUG